UUGAAUGUAGAUGAAGAGACAUUGUCAGAUUGAAAAGUGACAGUUAACAGUUAACAGUUGAAGUUUCUUCUUUGAUUCGCCUUCGAAAAGUCUUAUUCAGUUUUGUUUAACCAUCUAAACACCUAAUUAUGCCUUUCAAGCCAGUUGAACAUCCUAAAUGCCCUCGUUGUAGCAAGUCAGUUUACGCUGCUGAAGAGGUUCUUGCCGGUGGAUCUAAAUGGCACAAGGGUUGCUUCAAGUGUGGCCUUUGCAACAAAAGACUUGACUCAACCAAUGCCGCUGAACACGGACCCACGGAGCUUUACUGCAAACAGUGUUAUGGACGUAAAUAUGGUCCUAAAGGUGUUGGUUUUGGCGGUGGUGCUGGUUGUUUAAGCAUGGAUGUUGGUGAACAUCUCGGUAACACCGAAUCAUCCGUAUCAAAUAAGCCACAUUACGCACCAACCACUGGUUAGAUUUGUAUUAGUUGUUUUCAUUAUCCAUUGUACCUUCCUUUCAACUUUGCCAAUCCUUUAAUCAAUAUGGAUGUUGGAUUGAAAUCUAGAGAUUGUUUUGAUCAAACUUGAUUACCAGAAAUGUUUGUCACAACACUUUAAUGUUUUUAAACGGAAAAUAAACGAAUUAAUGACAAUUAA
Messenger RNA from Tetranychus urticae (two-spotted spider mite), 635 nucleotides. RefSeq names its product muscle LIM protein 1. Gene Ontology annotation, biological process: muscle tissue development; sarcomere organization. Gene Ontology annotation, cellular component: nucleus; Z disc; cytoplasm. Gene Ontology annotation, molecular function: structural constituent of muscle; actinin binding. Lineage: Eukaryota; Metazoa; Arthropoda; Arachnida; Trombidiformes; Tetranychidae. The record is from RefSeq and is a predicted model, not a curated record.